Molecule: messenger RNA, 222 nt
Organism: Macrosiphum euphorbiae (potato aphid)
Lineage: Eukaryota; Metazoa; Arthropoda; Insecta; Hemiptera; Aphididae
Source: the annotation of a GenBank genome assembly
AUGUGUGAUGAAGCUAGGAGUUUCAAAGGUGAGCAGAUGUCUAUAUGUUUAAAAUAUGCUAUAGACCUUGAAAUACAUAAACGAUUUUUAGGAUUCUUAGAAGGUCAGGAUGCAGACUUUUUCGCUACAAUGAUUUUAUUUUUUGUACAACAAUCUAUGAUUGCAGACUCCCAUGCCAUUCCUCAAUCACAUGAUGGAAUUGUGUCAUGUCUGGUCAUUUGA